GUCGUUUCGUUUAUUGAAAAUGUUGCUCAAUAUGUGCUAAAGAGAAAAAAAAAUAUAUUGUUUAAAACUAUUACAAAAGGUGGUAAAACGCAUAGUACAAUACUUCAGUCUCCCUUAAUUUAAGCUUUACUCAAUUAACUGGUAUCUUGUAAUAAUACUAUAUUUUUAACAAUUAGUACAAUAAAUAUAAUUAAAGUUAAUGUAGGUACUUAUAAUUGGUCCUUGGUUAUCUUUAUAUGAUCUAGAACUUGCAAUUUGGUAGUGCAUCAAAGUUCAAGAGUUUAGGAGUACCAACCUAUUUGAUUUCUAAUAAAAACCAUGUUUAUUAAAUUUCUUUAUAGUUUACUUCUUGUGUGUUACGGUUAUUGUGAUUGCCUAGAUUUGACUUCCAAAAUGUCACCAACUAGAGCAGCAGGUUUGGUAAUAUUCAGACAAAGUAAUCAAAUAAUUGAGUUUCUGAUGCUGCAAACCUCUUAUGGAGUACAUCACUGGACUCCACCAAAAGGUCAUGUAGACCCUGGAGAGUCUGACUGGGUGACAGCAUUACGUGAGACCAAAGAAGAGGCAGGUUUAUCUGAGGCUGAUUUGGAGGUUUUCAAAGAUAUAUCUAAAACUUUAAACUACAAGGUUAAUGGAAAACCAAAGGCAGUUGUAUAUUGGCUAGCAAAGCUUAAAAAUCCAGAUCAAAAAGUCACUCUGUCACAUGAACAUCAAGACCUGAAGUGGCUUCCAUUACAGCCCGCCCAAGAAGUUUCUGGUUUUAAAGACAUGCAAGACUUGCUUGCAGAAUUUCAUGAUAUGGCUUUGAAAGCUGUAAACAAAUGAUGAAAAAUAGAUAGAUAAGUGUGUGUGUAUGUAAAAAAUAAAAAUAUAUUAUUAAAAUAUU
This is a messenger RNA of Bicyclus anynana (squinting bush brown), 886 nucleotides long. It is a transcript of the gene Apf, whose product is annotated as bis(5'-nucleosyl)-tetraphosphatase [asymmetrical]. The transcript is spliced from 3 exons. The record is from RefSeq and is a predicted model, not a curated record. Gene Ontology annotation, biological process: ATP biosynthetic process; AMP biosynthetic process. The coding region runs from base 319 to 825 and encodes 168 amino acids. NCBI's taxonomy places the organism in Eukaryota, Metazoa, Arthropoda, Insecta, Lepidoptera, Nymphalidae. Gene Ontology annotation, molecular function: bis(5'-nucleosyl)-tetraphosphatase (asymmetrical) activity.